Miniopterus natalensis is the source of this 10677-nucleotide messenger RNA. It is a transcript of the gene PTCHD4, whose product is annotated as patched domain containing 4. The record is from RefSeq and is a predicted model, not a curated record. Lineage: Eukaryota; Metazoa; Chordata; Mammalia; Chiroptera; Miniopteridae. Gene Ontology annotation, cellular component: membrane.
CUUCGCAGAGGGCUCCAGUCGUUCUGCCACAGGCUGGGCUUGUGCGUGAGCCGGCACCCCGUCUUCUUCCUCACCGUGCCCGCCGUCCUGACCAUCACCUUCGGCCUCAGCGCGCUCAACCACUUCCAGCCCGAGGGCGACCUGGAGCGCCUGGUCGCUCCCAGCCACAGCCUGGCCAAGAUCGAGCGCAGCCUGGCCAGCAGCCUGUUCCCCCUGGACCAGUCCAAAAGCCAGCUCUAUUCGGACUUGCACACCCCCGGGAGGUAUGGCAGGGUGAUCCUGCUCGCCCCACCCGGGGAUAAUAUUUUGCUUCAGGCUGAGGGGAUCCUGCAGACCCACCGAACCGUGCUGGAAAUGAAGGAUGGGAGGAACAGUUUUAUUGGACACCAACUAGGCGGGGUAGUGGAAGUGCCAAACAGCAAGGACCAACGGGUCAAGUCAGCCAGAGCCAUUCAAAUCACCUACUACCUCCAGACCUAUGGCUCUGCCACCCAGGACCUCAUAGGGGAGAAGUGGGAGAAUGAGUUCUGUAAGCUUAUGAGGAAGCUCCAGGGUGAGCACCAGGACCUCCAGCUCUACUCUUUAGUAUCCUUUAGCCUCUGGAGAGACUUUCAUAAGACCAGCAUCCUGGCCAGGAGCAAGGUCCUGGUGAGCCUCGUGCUGAUCUUGACCACAGCCACCCUCUCCAGCUCCAUGAAGGACUGUUUGCGCAGCAAGCCCUUCCUGGGCCUCCUGGGGGUGCUCACCGUGUGCAUCUCCAUCGUCACGGCCGCAGGGAUCUUCUUCAUCACUGAUGGGAAGUACAACUCCACCUUGCUGGGAAUCCCAUUCUUCGCCAUGGGUCAUGGAACUAAAGGAGUGUUUGAGCUUCUGUCUGGAUGGCGGAGGACCAGAGAAAAUCUGCCCUUCAAAGACAGGGUGGCAGAUGCCUACUCGGACGUGAUGGUCACCUACACCAUGACCAGCGCCCUGUACCUCAUCACCUUCGGCAUGGGCGCCAGCCCCUUCACGAACAUCGAGGCUGUCAAGGUCUUCUGCCAGAACAUGUGCGUGUCCAUCCUCUUAAACUACUUCUACAUUCUUUCCUUCUUCGGCUCCUGCCUGGUCUUCGCUGGCCAGCUGGAGCAGAACCGCUACCACAGCGUCUUCUGCUGUAAAAUCCCCUCUGCGGAGUACCUGGAGCGCAAGCCCGUGUGGUUCCAGACGGUGAUGAGCGACGGCCACCAGCAGGCAGCCCACCACGACGCGAGCCCCUACCAGCACCACUUCAUCCAGCACUUCCUGCGCGAGCAUUACAACGAGUGGGUGACCAACAUCUACGUGAAGCCCUUCGUUGUCAUCCUCUAUCUCAUCUACGCGUCCUUCUCGUUCAUGGGGUGCCUGCAGAUCAGUGACAGAGCCAACGUGGUCAACCUGCUGGCCAGCGAGUCGCCGAGCGUCUCCUAUGCGGCGGUGCAGCAGAAAUACUUCAGCAACUACAGCCCCGUGAUCGGCUUCUAUGUCUACGAGCCCCUCGAGUACUGGAACAGCAGCGUCCAGGAGGACCUCCGGAGGCUCUGCGGUGGCUUCACGGCCAUGUCCUGGGUGGAGCAGUACUACCAGUUUCUGAAAGGCAGCAACAUCAGCGCCAACAACAAGAGCGACUUCAUCGGCGUCCUGCAGGGCUCAUUUUUAAAAAAGCCAGAGUUCCAGCACUUUCGCAACGACAUCAUCUUCUCCAAGGCAGGCGAUGAGAGCAACAUCAUUGCUUCUCGCUUGUACCUGGUGGCCAGGACCAGCAGAGACAAGCAGAAGGAAGUCAUCGAAGUGUUGGAAAAGCUCAGGCCCCUGUCCCUCUCCAAGAGCAUCCGGUUCAUAGUGUUCAACCCCUCCUUUGUGUUCAUGGACCAUUAUGGCUUGUCUGUCACAGUGCCUGUUCUCAUUGCAGGCUUUGGUGUCCUCCUGGUGUUAAUCCUGACUUUUUUCCUAGUGAUCCACCCUCUGGGAAACUUCUGGCUAAUUCUUAGCGUCACCUCAAUCGAGCUGGGCGUCCUGGGCUUAAUGACAUUAUGGAACGUCGACAUGGAUUGCAUUUCUAUCUUGUGCCUUAUCUACACUUUAAAUUUUGCCAUUGACCACUGUGCACCACUGCUUUACACAUUUGUAUUAGCAACUGAGCACACCCGAACACAGUGUAUAAAAAACUCCCUGCAAGAGCAUGGGACAGCCAUUUUGCAAAAUAUUACUUCUUUUCUUAUUGGGUUGGUUCCCCUCCUCUUUGUGCCUUCGAACCUGACCUUCACACUGUUCAAAUGCUUGCUGCUCACCGGGGGUUGCACACUUCUGCACUGUUUUGUUAUCUUACCUGUGUUCCUAACCUUUUUCCCCCCUUCCAAAAAGCACCACAAGAAAAAGAAACGUGCCAAACGAAAGGAGAGAGAGGAAAUUGAAUGCAUAGAAAUUCAAGAGAACCCUGAUCAUGUCACCACAGUCUGAAGGUGUAGACUAACGGAUUGCUCUUCUUUUCCAGUAUUGCACAACGAUGCAGGGCGAGUAAAGCUCAGACCUCAGCUGCUUGAGCUGGCCAGGGGUAACUAGGCAAGUCAGAUCAAGAGUGAAUUAUUCAUGGCACAUCAAGGUGUCCGCUUCUUGGGGGGAAGAGGGAAUCGAAGAAGGGGGGAAAUUCUUUGAACCAUCUUCUCUACUAAGGAUCAGUUUCUGGAUGUGACCUUAGAGCUCUUCCAAGGAAUGGAUGAAUCAGUGAAGUGUUAGAAGGUUAAAAGAACCAACUGCUUUCAAAAAUAAAAUGCUUAAGAGAGAUGGAGAAGAGAGGGAAGGGGGCCUCCAAAUAGGGAAGACAUAGAAAAUGUCAAAGUUGCCAUGGCACUUUUCAUAUUUGUUUCUUGAACAGGUUGGUCAAAGGAAACCUAUGCACUUGGGAAGUAUAUAUUUAAUCCCAUCUAAACCAAAGGACUUCCCAAUCCAUUUUAUGUGUACAUAUAUUUGUAUAUGUGUUAUAUAUACAUAUACUUAGAUUUGUCUUUAGUGUGCAUUGACGUGUGUGGAGGGAGAUGUCCGUUUGCAGAUAGGCCGGCCUUUCUCUAGAAAGUCAAGUCAACCUUAGCCAAAUACAGGAGCAUUCAUGGCCAUUCAAAAUCAACUCAAGUGUUUCAGCAGCAGUUUUAUUCAACUGUGGUAGGCAAAAUAAUCAGAGAUGUGAAUCUACUAGAUUCUAUAUAUCGUGUGUUAAUCUUUGAGAUUCUUGCUUUGGAUGGUUUACAAAAAACCCCACAAAAGGCAUUUGAAUUAAUUACCACCUGGUCAAAGUUUAAAAAUCUCAUGUUAGAGCUAAAUACUUGACAUGGCUUUUUAUUGGCUUUUAAUGGUUUUCUGUAUUUGAAAAGACUUAUUUGGCUUCUUUCAGAAAGCUCACCCACUGCAAAUGAGCACUUAAUACAUAUUGCCUGUUCAUGUGUGUAUAAGGGUAAAUAAGUGUGUGCUUUUGUCGUGUGUGUGUGUGUGUGUGUGUGUGAACUGGGGCAUUCAAUAGUUAUAGUGUUCUCAUUUUAGAUGGUGAAAAUAUACUGCCAUGGGAUAGAGAUAAUUACCAUGAAAGAAAGGAGACAUAACUAGGAAACUUGUAGAAUGAAAUAGAGUAAAUGGACCAUUAUCACUCAUCAUGUGCCAUCGACAAGUUCUCAGUGUGAAGAAAAUAUUCUAAUCCUAUAAAGUCUAUUGUGUUCCUUGCGUUGAUAUUUGGAACAUUACCCCAGGCCACAGUCACUGUCGUAGUAGUCACUGUAACUACAGCAAUAUCGUUUUUUUAGCUCCUUGCUGUAUCAUUAUUCUUGUUACCUGAGAAGUGCUCCUCACUUGGCCCACCUUCUAGGGUGAUAGUAGCUUUCCACAGGUGGCAAUGAAUUGUAACUGCUGCUGAAUUCUCUCUCAAAAAAAGUACCGAGGUAAAUGUUUUCAUUGAGCUAAAGUUUAAAACUGCUCCCCAGCAGAUAGACUCAGUCUGUUGGGUGCUCACUUGGAUUAAUGCUGUGCUUCCUGUCACAGAAAAUUAUUAGAAAAUGCCUUUUCCCAUGCCAAGUAGUAGAAUAUGUUAAUUUUCAGGUAGGACUGAACAAAUGUCCAACGCUCAUAACAUCUGUUAUUAAGCUCUUUUUCCUUGGAAAAGAGCAACUGUUUCCCACCAACUUUGGUUGUAUAUUUUAAUUGAAUUUAAAAUAUUAAAAUUUUUUUUUAAAAAACUAAUCUCCUGGACUUAGUUAAGUUUAGAAAAGUGAUACAGUAGAUGUAGUCUUUGGAAAUGAAUUUUAUAGAUUAAUGAAGUAACAAGUGUACCUAUUACAAAUAAAGAGUUUACCACAAUAUUAAGGGAAAGGGGAACUGUCUCUAAAAUAAAAACAUUUAACCAAAUUUUAUUUUAUUAAGUGGAGUUUGUUUUGUCCUACCUUGAGGUAAUUGAGUUCCUGUUAGGAAUGAUCCAUGUCUUUUCAAUUGUGUUCACUGGGGCACAAUAUCAGUGGAUCGAGUAUGGAAAAUAAUUGCCAUAAACAUAGGGUUAUUGUUCUUACCUUAUUUGUAAAGUCUCGUCAAAGAUAACCCUAGCCUUUUACCUCUUGAACUGCUCUGCUAGGAUGAACCGGUGUUUGGCAUUAGUAGCCAUGCAGACCAUGAUCUCAUAUCUGAAGUAGACGUUUCUGAGGAGUUGGGUGUUUCUUGGGGGUGAGGGGGAUUCUUCUUUCACAGUUUACUCAUUAUUUGUGAAGAUAUGUUUUACAUCCCUUUCAAAAGGUGAGAAGUAAUCACCUGAGAAAUUCUACUAACUAUAUCACUCUACUUCUUUCCAAGACAUGCCAUACCCCCAAGCACUUACCAAUUUUUAAAAAGCUUGCCUACUUGGGUCUUUUUUUCCUUAAUUACCUUAAUUACCUCCAAUUUCACAUGUAGAGAAAGUUGCAGGGUAAUUUAUAAAGAAUCAAGCAUGCCCGUCGCCAAAUGCAUAUGGGGAUAGUGGGGUAUAUUGUCAAACCCCUAGGGUAGUUCUAAUUCCUUAAUCUACGUAGUGUCUAUUUGGAAAAGAAAAAACAUUCUUUUGGGGUUUAUAUCUUCAAGGGUUAAAGUGACUAAGAUAAAUAUGAAUUUCUUAUGGCUCAAGUUGUAACAAAGUGACUAGAGGUGUGGAAUUUUGGAAGGGACAUUAUCUUUUCCAGGACACCAUGGUACUCUUUAGUGAACUGUAGCAAUAAUUUAUUGAAAUGGAAUCUCUUGUUCUGGAAGAGUUAAUAUACCACUCAAAAUGCCCUAACUCAGUCCCAGGAAGCAACUGAAGCCCAGGAAGAAUCUAAUAGCAUCACUUGCCCUCCCAACCUCCCUCUGAAACAGAUAUUUCCAAGAAUUCCACUUACUGAAUGCCAAAACACAUCCUAAAAUAUGAGAUCAUGAUUUGCACGUAACACCCAACCUCUGCCUUUUUCAAUAGCUUGUGUGCAGCUCUCCCUGGUUUUUCAAGUUUACUCUUGUUGUUUUGUCCACUUGUGAAAUACUGAUGGUGUUCGAAUUAGGAACUUAUCUACUGCUAGAAGAUGGCCAGUCAAGUCCUAGAAGAGAAGAAACCUGCAAGAAAUGUCUCAGAUAUGUAGAACAUUUUAUUUUGUUGCACCUGUUUUUUUUUCCCCUUAAAGUGAGAGGUUUCAAGUUUGUAAUAACCAUACCUUUUCUGAAUCUAAACUGAAAUGUGGAUUUGUGUUUUUUUCCCCAUCAGAAUUUAUAUUUAAAUUAGAAAGACCAUAAGAGCUUACUCUCCAUGAUGGUUAAUAAAACUUCAAAGAGGUACUCACUUAAAUUGUAGAAAGAAAUUUGACUACAAGUUAAAUUCUUAAUCUCUUGUAGUUAAAGGUCAUCAUGUGCUGACUUCCACCAUGCUGACUUCUUUUGAAAGGGUGUACUUAAAGGUCAACCCAUUAAUUCUUCCAGGGACUGUGAACCUCUUUGAAAGUUGUGCAUGAAUAUUCCAUGAAAGAAUUAUUCACUGUAGUUGUAUCGUGUGAGUAUUCCUUUCCCAUUUCAUUCCUAUUUAUUUCCACAGAAUUUUGGUUUUACCUUGUGAGCUUAGAAGAAGAAUUGUGACAAAUGAAGCUUCCAUGAUGCUAGAAUAACCAUUCUUGAAUGUUGAUUUCAAGAGGGUGAGAGUUUUGUCCAUUUGUAAUUACCCAUUACACAGUCUCAUAAUAAGCUAAUCCUUCUAGGCUUGUUGAUAGAGCUAGGGAUUAACUAUUGCCAUUCAGAAUUACAUGUAUUUUUAUAAGUUGACUGAAAAUAUCAAAAUUACAGUCACAUAUUUUUAUGACCAAAUAGUUAUGAAUGCCUGACACUAUGCAUGCAUUGUUACUAAAUAGUACAUAGAUUUUUAAAGACACUAUUUUCAUGGUUAUUGCAACUUUUAUUAAAAUUAUCAUAUCACCUAGUAAUAAAUGCCUUGUAGGUUUUGGUCCCAAGGGCCUAAAUUCCAUAGGAAGUUCUAUCCCAAGGGGAACAAUUUAAAAAUUGACUUCCUUGGGUGUCAAUGGCAGCAACCUCUUCUAGAGUAUCUUCUGGAAAAUCCUAGAGGCUAAAUCUGGCUUCCAGGUAGAGGACAUACCAGAUCCUGUGUCAGUCAGUAAUUAAGCAUACUUUAAUGUCCUGUGUUAGCUAAUCUCAUGGUGAUCCAGAGAAUACAAUGCCUUGAAACUGAAAUUUAGAUGUUGUCUCCUGUGGAUUGGAGAGCUCAGUGAUUUGCUUAACCUCUUUCUAGAGAGAUCUCUCUAUUCAGUCUAUUUUGUUGGUGUUUGCAAAUGGUAUUGAUAAUCCUUUCAAAUGUGAACCUGAAACCUGUAACUUAUUUCAAAAGAGAUCUAGAAGAACUUUUAUUCCUUUAAAAAAAAGAAAAAAAGAAAAAAAUAUAUGUUUAGCUUUUUCUGUGUUACAAAAAAGUUUUGUGACCAAUUUUAUGACAUUGAUUCCAAACCCAUCUAUAGCUGAAUUGUUAUGCCCUUGAAAUCUCCCUACCUUGAAUCUAAACAUAAAACUCAGCAUCAUUACUGUGGUGCAGGCAUUUACACCAACCCUUUGUAAGCAAUGACCUGCCAAUAUAUUGUGUAGAGAAAAAAUGAGCUAAUUUUUUCAUUGAUUUAUCUCCAAAAUCAUGACUACAAAUAUAUUUACCCAAAUGAAAGCAUAAAAUUCACAAAUGAAAGCAACAAAGCCUCUUUGCAUUGGGUCCAGCAUGGGAGGGACUAUAUGUAGGCAUAGCAGCAAUAAAUUACUUUAAUUUCUAAGCUACAUGGCCAAGAUUUGAGUCACCAUCAUGUUUUCAUUAGAAGGACAAGAGAUAGUGUUCUGUUGGAAGUUUUGUGGAGUCAGAUCAGACAAUGUUUGGAAUAAGAUUGAAAGGAUGUUGAGAAAUGAGCCCACAUGCUUAGAAAUUAGGAUGUCUAUAAGGAGGUGUGAUGGACAGGUGGGAAAAUUCCACAUAUUUUCCAGUUUAGGAUACAGCACAGAGAAUUGCAUGGUGCCUCAAAACUAUAGACUCUUAACUGCUAACAAAUUGAUUAUAUGCAAAUAUAUCCCACUUGAAGGUUUUUUUCUCAUUUGUCAGAUUCCUAAUCUGUACUUUGCAGGGAAAGUGCACCUGAAUUUCCAAGCACGAGCCCUAGAUCAUUUUAUGGGUGAAAGUGGGUUACUAGGAAUACUCCUUGAACAGAAACCUCAAGCAAGCUCCCAGAUAAGCAUUAUUCAUUCCCAGGGAUGGCUGUUGGCAUUGAUCUGAUUUUGUACAUCCUUGAAACAUAAUUAAUACUUUUUUGAUGUUUCUCUGUUCUUAAUGAGGACCUCUCUAUUGCUCAUAGAAAAGUCACUUGCUUUUCUUAUAAAUUGAAAACCUAUUCAAAGAAAGAAAUAUAUAGGGUCAAGAAUAAUACAGAUGACUAAUCUACAGGUAACAUCAUAUCUCUUCUGCACCUCUAAAUAUGUUGUCAAAAUUAAAUGGGUUUAUCCCCUAAACUGAGAACCUCUAUAAUGUACAUAAUUUUAAUGUAUUGCGUAUUUAUAAAAAUCAUUGCUAAAUUUGUACUUUUUUAAAUGAUAGAAAUCCAGUCCCUACUAUUUUUCCCAGUUCUCAUGGGUCAUGUUAAUUAUGAAGUCUUAAAAAUCAGAAGGAAAUGUUAGAAACAGAGGAGGAGAAACAUCUACUGGUUAUGUGUGGUGCCUGCUUCAUGUCACAUGUUUGAACUGGGAUUUUUAGGAGUCAUUUCUAAGUGUGUUCUAGGUUCCCACAUGGCUAACGGCAGGGCCAGAUAGAGGAGCAGAAUGGUUUCCUUUUCCUCUGUCUUCAUGGUUAUUAGAGCAGCCCUAUUACCCACAGGAAGAACUUGGGAAAGAGUUCCUUGAAGAACUCCUUAGGAAUAACUAAGAGAGACUGUCAUGGGUAAAAGAAAAGUGGAGAUUAGUGUAAGUGUGCUGCUUUCCAGUCCUGGAUAAAUUUAUGACCUUGGAUAUUGGCAGAGAUUGCCUACACUGUGUUGUGGGGAGCAUCUAAGUUAUCUAAUGUAAGAUGUCCAAGAGAAUUUCCCUCUGGAAACUGAAAUAUCUUUCAUCAUUCCAUUUGACUGAUUUGCUGGCAAUUGGUAGCCACAGUAAGAGAGCUGGAAAAAGACCAAACUGUUAUAUUCUCGCAAGCCCUGUGGCAGUAUGCAGCAUCCAUUUUGAGGUAUAAUCAAGAAAUUCUGGCAUAUUUUCUUCUUAAACAGAAUAGUGCUGGGUACUGAUAAAUUAUACCUUAAAUUUAUCAAUGCAAAUAGCUCAAAGUUUAGCAGAGUUUAAGUACCAACCUUAUUAUACUUUCUUGUUAGUUAUGCAUAUUUUCCAGCAAUAGACUUUCUUGCUCUUAAAUAGGAAAUCUGUUGCAGAUUGUAAAGGGCAGAGAUCUCUCUAAGCUACCUCAUAAGGGUAUUUAAAGACAAAAUGGCAUGCAACCUUUGAUUAAAUGGCAAUAUAUUAAAGCCACAAAGCAAUAUUAUUUAUCACCUCUCUUGGAUGCUCUUUCACUUUAUAAGUUGAGACCAACCUAAAUGUAAAAGAAAUACCCGUAUGUGCAGUCCUAUUUGUGCAUUCUGGUUAAUAUAACAUUCAUUAAUAUGAAAUCUCUCAGGGCAGUUGUUUGGUUCUCUCUCUACAGACGUCCCAGAGCACAAAACUUGGUUCAGAAGAAUAGUUAACCUGACAUUGACUUUGAGGCAGAGCCUAUUGAGUGAGGUGCACAAUAUUCAAAUAACCUGUGAAUAAUCCCAAGUGAACUUCUUAUUCAUGGAAGGAAAAUUCAAUUUGCUUCUUUACCCUAAACAAAUAGAAAGAAACAAAGCUACCAAUAGUUGGCAUUUUACUUAAGUUUUCUCUUCCACUGGAUAUCAUUACUGUUAUUUUUGGCUAAAUUGGAGUUCUGAAACAUGGGUCACUUUUGGAAGGGUUACAAUCAGUGAGAAGAAAACUACUAAGAAGAAAAGAAACUCUCUUGUCCCAUACAUAGACAAGUUGCAGGAAUGAAAGUAAACCUUGAGUAUUUUCAUUUCUUUUCCUAAUCCUGGCUAAACAAAAUGCUAAUUUCUCUAACAAAAUAAAGAAUGAUUUAAAAGUAUGAAAUUAUAAGACUUCAGUGUCUUAUCAAUCCAAUCCAAUAGCAAACUGUCAUUUUCAGGUGUCUUUCCUUCUAAGAACAUUAUUUUUUAAAUAUUCAAUGACAUAUUGGUUCUUACCACAUCUCAUUUAUGAAAACAGCCUCACUUAUCACUCCUAAAAUAUACAAAUAAACUAAAAAGCCAUUUAAGUCUCUCUGCUUUACCACUCUGUAUUUAGGGCUCUAAAACUAAAGUUACUUAUUGAAGAAAGUUUUAAAAUUUUUUGACCAAAAAUGUCAAUAUAAAAAAUAUUACAUGUUAUAUUUUCAUUCCAAAAUAUCUUCAAAGUAGGGAAAUGCCCGAGUGCCCAUUUUAGAUCUUUCUAAGAAGCAAAUAUUCUCAUAUGAGCCCUUCAAAAUCUCAAAAUUGCCUGCAUUUGGUUCAUUAUCAAAAUUUACCUCCAUUCUCUAUAACUGAAAAUACAGUUUAUAAAUGAGAUUUUCCUAACUAUAAUAAAAAUAAAAAUAAAUUAUUCCUCAUAGGUUUGCACAUGUAAACAUACAUUUAAUGAUCACAAUAAUCUCAUAACUCAAUCCAGGGGAAUCAUGUUGCAAAUAUUUCCUUGUGUAUUUCAUUAUUAUUUUCCUCCUUUGGAUACACAGAGCUAUAAUAAUUUUAUUAAAUUCCUCAGGAUUACUCUGUUUAUGAAAUCUAUGGUCUAAAGCCUAAAGGUAAAAACAUAAGAAAAAUAACAAAGUCUUAGCUACUUACAAAAAUGUCAUCUCAGUAUAUUUACUAUAAUGCCACUAGGCAAAGGUAUUUACAGUAUUUCUGACUAUUUUGUCCUUUUAUUUUAACAGCAACAAAAAAUUAGGACCAUUAGUCAUAACAAGGAAUAGUUAGCAUAUUAAAAUAGUGAUAGAUGAUACAGGUGUUUACUCUUUAGUUCCCAGGGUCAGUUGACUUCACCAGUUCUUUCUAAAUCGCUAUUCCAAAUGCUGCAAGCUGGUCUGUCCAUGCAUUCACUGUACUCUCCUUC